AUGGGGACCGGGUUGUGUAGCAGGAGGCAGAAGGGCCUUCUCCAGACGGGGUUUUGCCUGGUGGCGCUCGCCUGCCUGGGCUCCGGAGCUUUCCUGUACACCCAUCUCCGGCAGAAGGUGACGGUGUCCGAGGCGCUGGCUUCGAAAUACAGGCAGCAGCAAGAGGCGCUUUCCGCUCAGCUGCAAGUUGUUUAUGAACACAGAUCUCGGCUAGAACGAUCCUUGCAGAAGGAGCGAGGGGAACAUAAGAAGACAAAAGAAGAUUUUUUAGUAUACAAACUAGAAGCUCAGGAAGCCCUUAACAAAGAAAAGCAAGAUUCCAUGAACAGAUACGGUGCUCUGAGCUCCCAGCAUAAGAUACUGAAGAACCAGCACGAAGAUGUGAAGAAGCAGCUUCUGGAUUUGCAGCUGCAACACAACGGGUUGAAACUGGAGCAUCGGAAGGCAUUGGAGACCCACGGCCAGAAAUAUUCGCAGCUGCAGCGGGAGAAAGAAGUGGAGGUCGUCGCUUUGCAGGAUACGGUCUACAAGCUGCGGGAAGAGAGCAAACUGCUUCGAAAGGCUCACCAGGAUGUCCAUUCACAACUUCUCAGUGCUCAGGCCCAAAUGGACGAGUUCAGACAGCUCAAAGAGACGCUUCAGAGGAUGCCAAGCUUCAAGGAAGCGGGAGCCGCCGACGGGCAGCAGCAACCGAUUCCCAACCUGCGGCCCCCACAGCCCGCCCAGGGCCUGCUGCAGCUUGCCAGAGACAAGGCUUCCCCAGGCAAUGAGGACAAACCUCCCCUGAGUCCCCUGGAACAGGCCGCAGCUCCCCGGGAGAGCUCACUGGUCGCUCAGGCGCCGGAUCCCAAACGCUGGAAAGACGAGAACCCUCCCCGAGGCCAGGUUUCCCAAAGCAACAACCGACCCGUGCCGCUUGGCCAGCUGGCGCCUCUGCGCGAGCCUCGCCUGCCCCUCGCCGUUUGGCCUCCUCCGGGGCCAAAGGACGGCCACGUCAUCCGUUUCACAAGGAUGGUGAACAGCGUGCAGAGCGUGAGCCAGGAUCAAAAGGCUUUGAAGAUUAUGCAGGAAGAAAGGGAGGACCAUGCAAAUUCGCCAAGGAUUGCACCUGGCGAGAAAGCACAGGCUUCAGAGAAAGAACCCUCCACGGGAAAUGACCGCGAGCCCGUGGUGCAGAGUUGGCAAGACAUCGUGAACAAAGUGAACGCCCAGAUGGACGAGGAACAAGCGCCCCGGCAAAGUCUUCGCCUCCCCGCCCGAGCCGAGCAAGCGCUGCCAAACCGCAAUCGAAUGCCGAGCAGUCAGCAGCAAGGGGCCGAACGGCAACAACCACGAGCGGGUUGGGAAACAGGGAAAGGAGGAACGGAUGAUGAGGAGCUUCAAAUGGAUGCGGGUAUGAUUGAGAGAGAAGAGAACCCCCGGAAGGAAUCGGUGAUCCAGGAACCGAUGGUACCAGACAAUGCCGCGGAUCCAGCCCAGGACCCCAACAAUCAAGGAGAAGACGAAUUUGAAGAGGCAGAGCUGGAGCGGCCGGACUUUGAAGAGAAAGCGGGCCAACUUGGCCAUACUCACCAGCCCGCUAAAGAUGCCACAAAACAGAAGAUCCAGAAGGAUGCUGCCGGACUGAGGAAGGCUGCAAAUGAUCCGAUGGACGAUUAUCAAGACCAGGAGCAGGACCUGGAGGAUCACGGAGGCGAGGUGGAAGAUCCCGACGACCUGGAGCCGGUCCGAGGAGCCAAGGGCCACAUAGAAGGAGUCGGCAAGAAAGACGAUUACUACUGAGGAUUUUGGCAGCCUGGGGGAGAUCGGAGAAGAGCCUGGAAGGGUGAAC
Euleptes europaea (tarantolino) is the source of this 1831-nucleotide messenger RNA. RefSeq names its product Golgi integral membrane protein 4-like. NCBI's taxonomy places the organism in Eukaryota, Metazoa, Chordata, Lepidosauria, Squamata, Sphaerodactylidae. Gene Ontology annotation, cellular component: Golgi apparatus; Golgi membrane. Bases 1 to 1782 code for a protein of 593 amino acids. The record is from RefSeq and is a predicted model, not a curated record. The transcript is spliced from 14 exons.